GAUGCGAACGUCAAAAACGCGAAAAGAAAAGUUACAUCACGCGUGUUGGUGUGUGGAAAAUUAAAACUUAAAUUUUCAAGAGUAAAAUUUCGGGGAAAAUAGUGUUUUUUUCUUGCGAAUUGUGCAUUUCCCGUCAACGUUCCGGUGAAAGUGAUCUUUAGUGAAGUGAUCGCUCAUAAUGCUGUAGCAGUAGCGAACCCGUACGACUACAUCCGGUGCAUGUCGAUCGACAGGAUUCAUACGGACGAAAAAUUUUCACCAAUUUUCCCUUGGCCUUCAUCGUUGCAGUAUAAUUUAUCUAUCGUCAUCGACGCUUUCCAAUUUAUAUAUUUACUAUGACGGAAUCGAAGCAGUUAUUCCUUUGAGUUGCUCUCCAAAAGAAGAAAGUAUUAUUGCUAGCGCAGUAUAGAGUUGGGAUCGAUACCUCACAAAGUGUAUUUUGUAUUGAUUUUUUUAAAUCCACAUUUAAUUUCGCGUUAUCUGUACUUGGCCAUUAAAGAGCUCACACCAUUAUUCGAGAGGAAAAUCACACCUUCGGGACGCUAAUGUGUUUCAAACUUUUCUGAAAUGUUGUGUUGUGUUGUUAUAGGGACUUGACCGAAACAAAGCAGAACACCUUUCUAAUCAGCUUCUUUUUGCUAUACAAUGCUUUUAUUCGUCGCUCGAAUGCCAUCAUAACGUAAUACGUUAAAUAAACACACUGUGGUGACCGUUAUCUCGUGGAAUUGAAAUCACUCCUCUAAUUAAAACCGCGCGGGUUUGUUGAAAACGAACUUUGCCAAUUAAAUAAAAAUUUCGGUCAUUUGGGAAAAAAAACUAAAAUCUACUACUGAAAACCUAACAAUAAAAACGCCAUCACGAUAUGGCUGCGUACCUGAAUCGAACCCUCUCGAUGGUAACCGGAUCCAAUGGGACAUCGGCUUCGGCCUACGAAACAACCAACGCGCUCAUCGACUCCAAUACAAUAACGACCGGUUCCGGGGCCGCCCGUGGUCUGCAUAUCGGGGGUCAUGCGCUCGGUUCCGGUCACGCAAACCUGAACGAUAUCUCGCCUUUGCAGAUAUUCGUACGAGCGAAGAAGAAAAUUAACGACAUUUUCGGCGAGAUUGAAGAUUACGUCAUCGAAACGACAGGAUUCAUUGAAUCCCUUCCAACCCAGGUGGAAAUAGUAGAUAAAGCUGAGGGUGAACAGUUCAAAAGCUAUGUCUUGAAGGUGUCCGGCAUUCGGGAGGUUCUGUCCCGCGAUCACAUGAAGGUAGCAUUUUUCGGUCGUACUUCGAACGGUAAGAGUUCCGUCAUUAAUGCCAUGUUAAGGGACAAAAUUCUACCGAGCGGAAUCGGACACACGACCAAUUGUUUCUGUCAGGUGGAAGGUGUCGACGGUGACGAGGCAUAUUUGGUAAAAGAGGGCAGCGAUGAGAAGUUGAAUGUUCUGUCUGUCAAACAACUAGCCAAUGCUUUAUCUCAGGAGAAACUGUGCGAGAGUUCCAUGGUCAGAAUAUUUUGGCCUCGUAAACGAUGCAGUCUACUAAGAGAUGAUGUAGUUUUUGUGGAUUCACCGGGAGUCGAUGUGUCGCCAAAUUUAGACGACUGGAUCGACAACCAUUGCUUGAAUGCUGACGUAUUUGUACUGGUCUUGAAUGCAGAAUCUACAAUGACGCUAGCCGAAAAAUCCUUUUUCAACGAAGUUUCAACACGCUUAUCGAAACCAAAUAUUUUUGUCCUGAACAAUCGAUGGGAUGCUUCAGCUUCAGAACCAGAGUUCCAGGAAUCGAGAGACCUUGAUAAGGUAAAAGCUCAGCACCAGGAGCGUUGUAUAGAUUUUCUCGUCAAGGAACUGAAGGUGGCAACGCCGAAAGAAGCCGAAGAAAGGGUAUUUUUCGUAUCGGCCCGGGAAACUUUACAAGCCCGUUUGAAGGAAGCCGAAGGUUUGCCAGCCAUUGCCGGGGCCCUGGCGGAGGGCUUCCAGAAUCGGUACUUUGAUUUUCAAGAUUUCGAACGAAAGUUUGAGGAGUGCAUCUCGAAAUCAGCAGUUCGAACCAAGUUCGCUCAGCACAGUUCUCGCGGUAAAAGCAUUUCCAGUGAAAUGCGCAUGAUGCUGGACAACAUCAACGAAAGGGCGAGCGUUUUGCGUAACCAAAAGCUGGAGCAGAAAAAGAAGCUUACCGAUCGGAUCUCCAGUACAGAAACACAACUCAUGCAGGUGACUCGGGAAAUGAAAAUGAAAAUUCACAACAUGGUAGAAGAAGUAGAGCAAAAAGUUGCCAAAGCUUUGAACGAAGAAAUCUGGCGCCUGAAUGUGCUGGUUGACGAAUUCAAUCUACCAUUCCACACUGACUCGCUGGUGUUAAGUGUGUACAAGAAGGAAAUUAAUGCCCAUGUUGAAAAUGGAUUGGGUUCUAACUUACGGGCACGGCUUAGCACAGCCCUGGCAAUGAACGUGGAAACUGCCCAGCGGGAAAUGACCGACAGAAUGACGGCACUGGUCCCGGCAGACAAAAUCAUUACCAAAACCACCCACAUUGUUACCAGAAAUCAGCCGUUUGAGAUGUUGUAUACUUUAAACUGUCAGAAUUUGUGUGCCGAUUUCCAAGAGGAUUUGGAUUUCCGUUUUUCGUGGGGCAUAACGGCCAUGAUCGCCCGCUUCAAUGGCAAAAUGCGUGGUGGCAACAAUAAGAAAGCCAUCACUCACAACAGGCAGAAUAGCAACAUGAAUGUUUCGCAAAUCAUGUCGCCAACCUCACCGAUGUGUCUUAUCCCGGAAAACGAUCUUAUCUCCGAGGAACAGCUGUCCGUAAUAUCCAAAGUGGCUAUCGCCUCAAUCGGUUCUCAGGGCACAGUCGGUUUGCUGGUAGCUGGAGUGUUGCUGAAAACAAUCGGCUGGCGAGUGAUAGUCGGUGCCGGUGUUUUGUACGGUAGCGUCUACCUGUACGAGCGCCUGUCCUGGACGAACGCAGCCAAAGAGAGAAGUUUCAAAAAUCAAUACGUUCAGCAUGCCACACGAAAACUGAAGCUGAUUGUUGACCUUACAUCGGCCAACUGUAGCCACCAAGUGCAACAGGAGUUAUCCAGUACAUUUGCCCGACUUUGUCGUGUUGUGGACACAGCCACAACCGAUAUGAAUACCGAGCUGAAGGAAAUCGAAACUUCUCUUGCUGUUAUUGAAACUAACCAAAAACAGCUGAAGGUGUUGAGCAACAAGGCUAACUUCAUCCAGCGUGAACUGGAGAUCUUUGACAGCAAUUAUAUAAAUGAAAAUUAAGCAGAAAAAAUAGCGUUUCAUAGUAUGGCAAGUUUAGUAGGUUCUAAACCUAGACCUAGGGACGUAUUUUUUUUUAAUUUCUAUUCAAUGAACAUACAAGCCAGGCGUGCAGCAGAACUGAAAAUGAUUUGCUCAAAUCAAAAUAUAGGACGUUGGUGCAUCCGUUGACGGAUACAUACUCUCGUCUAAUUCUGCAGAAGGUGCAUAUUUCUGAAAAUGCUUUCGUUAUUGUUUUUAGUUUUCUUUUUUUAAUGUUCCAUUUUGAUUUGUUGUGAGCAGAUACAGCAUUAGAGAAUCUACAAUUUAUAAAAAAUAACUGUUAAAUCAAUUUAUUGAUGUAAUAUAUAUGUAAUAUAAAUCGAAGAACAAAUAAUGAAAUUUAAUCGAAACCUUAGUAAUUCAAAGUCAAUGUGAAUAAAUAUCGCUAUGGUUAGCGAUGAGGCUUUUUUGGAAAGGCAAAUCAAUAACCUGUUUGGAACAAUACUAUUUAAACUUGCUCCAUAUCCUUAUCUAAUCUAUGUUCGGAGCGCAAAAUAUUCGCAAUCUGGCUAUAGACCUAUUCUAAAUUAUUUAGUUGUCUCACGGGAUUCGAUACCAUUUACUGAAUUGAAGAUAACUUUUUUAAAGAAAAAUUGAACUGAACCAUCUAGCUGUUAAGAAUGAGCUGUUAAAUAAAGGAAAACUAUUUCAAUACGGUAUUUCGAUUGUUUUGAAUGAUUCUACAUUUCUACAAAUGAUAAAAGUUUAAUUUUGUUUUCUUAAAGAAUCUGCAGAAAAUUCGUGGUUUCGCUUAUUUUAAAUCUGUUAUCUGUUGAAAAACUUCAUUAUUUUGAACGUAAAAUUAACCGUUAAAUUCAAUCAAAAUGAUUCAAAUUCCGUUAGUUUCGAUGAAACAUUUAUUUCAUAUGAUAGCAAUUCGAACUUAACAUUACCGAUAGCGGUAAAUAAAACAAACGAUAUGCCUAGAUAUUUUUUCCGUAAAAAAAACUACGAUUGGAUACGAAAUCGAAAGGCAAAAAACGUGUAACUCAACUUUCCUUUGAAAACAUAAGCGGAAUAUGUUACGACUACUGAAACAAAGCUCAAAAUACUGAAGCGAAUAACAAAAAAAUGGGAUGAUUCCUUGUCAGCAGAUAGAAAAGAACAAUGAGAAAAAAAAAUUAAACGAAAAAAAUCCAUCAGCUUCCGGUACAAGCAAUUGUCCUUAUUUUAACCUAUCAUCUAAACUUCAACAACUUGUUUCGCAAACUUCUGGACAAUCUGACUAACGUCCAAUACAAACUCGGGAAUUUGGCCAACCUUAGUAACAAAGGUUAAGAGCGUGUUAUAGUCAAGUGAGGAUUCUUCACCAGGUAAGAUUCGCAAUAUAAGCUUCACCACCAAUUUGAUCAUUUCGUGGGGUGGUCGAUCAUAUUCGAGGCACAGUCCGAGCAACCGAUUCACCGACUUUGUUUCGAAUUUGUAAUCUCGCACCAGCAAAACUUCCUCCAACCAGCGCAGGAAGUUGACAACUCCUUUGGCCCCAGUUUCCAAGACGAGCUCAAUGAUGACAUUGAUUUGAUUGAAAGAUUUUUUGACAUGCUUUUCGAUGAGAAUCUGAACCGCUUGAACUGGAUUGGUGCCACUGAGUUGCAGACCCUCCACGAUGUACCGAUAAUAAUGGAUGGGUCUUCUUGGUAAUUCGCAAUCCGGAAUUGUAGUCACUAGCUGAUGACGCAUGUUGUUCUGUGCCAUGGCGCUAGUAAACACCGGGAAAUAUUUGAUAAAUAAAUCGUCACGCGAAGCAACAAACCGAUAGGUGCACAUGAUAAAAUCUUUGUUUUGGGUACCGAGCUUGCGCAAAACGUCAUCUUGGCUAGCAAGAUAAUGAUCGUACUUGCAGUUAGGCUUAUUGCAUUGAUCUGAUAAGAAGUCGUAACACCCGAAAAGAUAACUGAUCAUUUCGAAAUUUUCUGGUCUUGGACGUGCGCCCAUAUCAGGCUUCUGCUCGGGCGAUGGUCCAGUUUUGGAUCGCAUUGGUCCUAUUUGUGGAAACAGCUGAGCCGACGAUUGUGGUUGUCCGAAAUGUCCAGCAUUUCUCAUUGGAUGCGUUUGUGGUUGUUGCUGGAACAUAUGUGUUUGUUGUUGCUGUUGAAAAAUAUGAGUUUGUUGCUGUUGUUGAAAUUGUUCCCACAUCAUUGCCAUGAAAUUAUUCAGAGGAUUGAUACCACCAGCCAUUCCUCCGAAUAAGGAAGAAUAAUUUUGAUUGACAUCAGGAAAGGCAGAAUAUCCGCGGUUGACGGGCAUUCCACAAGGUUUCAGAGGUACAUUGUACGCUGACGGAACAGGCCCGUUGUCUGCAAAUCCUGAGAACGGAUUAAUCGUAGGUUGUUGUACAUUGAAACUGGGCUCGCCAGAAUUUCCAGCCAUCAUUUGAAACAGUGACAGUUGCUGUGACGAUGUUUGACGAUUAUUCAUUGUCGGCUGUGUCUGCGCCUGAUCAUUUCGAAUGGUGCGUUUAAACUGACCGACCAUUUCCGAACGAUCUGGUAGAAUCGGUCGGGUAUCCAAGCUCUGAAGGUUAGCUUUGUUAUUGCUUUCGUUCGUCGGUUGCUCACUAUUCCUACGUGACAAG
Molecule: messenger RNA, 5876 nt
Organism: Uranotaenia lowii
Lineage: Eukaryota; Metazoa; Arthropoda; Insecta; Diptera; Culicidae
Gene: Marf
Product: transmembrane GTPase Marf
Exons: 10
Coding region: 863-3262 (799 amino acids)
Biological process (GO): mitochondrial fusion; mitochondrion localization
Cellular component (GO): mitochondrial outer membrane
Molecular function (GO): GTPase activity; GTP binding
Source: RefSeq, a predicted model, not a curated record